Messenger RNA from Soboliphyme baturini, 1068 nucleotides. The record is from the annotation of a GenBank genome assembly. Lineage: Eukaryota; Metazoa; Nematoda; Enoplea; Dioctophymatida; Soboliphymatidae.
AUGGGCCAGCCGUGUGGCUCCUUGAAAGACAACCCGUGGACGUCAAGAUUCAUCGACUGGGUUUCGCUGGAUCGCCAAGGGUCGUCUAGCACACGGAGUCUGCCCGAUAUCGGAAUCCGCGUCAAAAGUUUAAUAGCUGCCAACCAUGUGUACAAUUUGAGUUCCGAAUUGCAUUACAUUAACAACAGCACUCAAGCAAUGGUGGUCGCACUCGGCAUGAUAGCUCUAUGCACGAGUUUGCUGGUGUUGUUCGUCGUCUGCAAAAGUAAGCAGUUACGCAGCAAAAGCUUUUUCCUGAUGGUGCUGCAGUCGUGCAACGACCUCUUCUCUGGCAUCAACUUCAUCGUACUCGGUAUGGGAAGUCUGCUGAAGUUCAUCGUCAACGAAAACGUGUCUGGCAAGGUGUGCUGCCAAAUCUACGCCAUUCUGUUCACCUCCGAGACGUUGUCCAUAUACCUGGUUCUGGCGAUGGCGAUAGACCGAGCCGUGGCUGUCUUUCGUCCAGUCCUUUAUAAGGAGUUACGGUUAAUCAAGUUUCAAAUCCCGAUGGUGGUCAUCAGCGUCAUCAUAACGUUGUCGCAGACGGUACUCAUGCUGUGGAACGGAUUUUACAGCGGCGAGAUGUUCCUAUCGUGCGACAGCAACUUCUGCUUAGGAACGAUAAAUACGGUAUAUAUUAUUCAGGGAAUCAACGUCGGAUCGGCAAUGCUGAUCGUGCUCAUCAGCACCAUCAUGAUACUGGUGAUGCGCGCGAAGAGAAAGGUAUUUCAGACCCGUGGAUUGCCACAACUCGGCAAGUUCAAGUUCAUCCAACAGACCAGAGAGAUCAAGGUGCAGGUCGGUAUGAUGGUCAUCACGGUCGUCUCACAGAUAAGUGGCCGAAUCUGUCUGCUACUGGCGCUUUACACGAAACACGACGAUUCCUACCACCGAUUUCUCUACUCGUUUCGCGGACUGAUCGCCCUGAACGCCGUCCUCGACUUUUUCGUUUAUUUCCUUGGCAGCUGCGAGUUCCGAACAGCUCUCAAGCAACUUUUCUUCCCUCUGAAUGAGGUGUCACCAUUCUGA